Messenger RNA from Lynx canadensis (Canada lynx), 9669 nucleotides. It is a transcript of the gene PAG1, whose product is annotated as phosphoprotein membrane anchor with glycosphingolipid microdomains 1. The record is from RefSeq and is a predicted model, not a curated record. The coding region runs from base 82 to 1386 and encodes 434 amino acids. The transcript has 6 exons. NCBI's taxonomy places the organism in Eukaryota, Metazoa, Chordata, Mammalia, Carnivora, Felidae. Gene Ontology annotation, biological process: negative regulation of T cell activation; intracellular signal transduction. Gene Ontology annotation, cellular component: plasma membrane; membrane raft.
AGGACGAAGCACUCUGUGCCCAUGUUACCACCUGUGAAGGACUGACUGACCCACCAGCUUGUGCCACUUCUUGCUCCCGCCAUGGGACCUUCGGGGAGCGUGCUGAGCAGCGGACAGAUGCAGGUGGUCCUGUGGGGCAGUUUGGCGGCUCUCGUCACUUUCUUCCUCAUCAGUUUCCUCAUCUUUCUGUGCUCCAGUUGUGACAGAGAAAAGAAGCCGAGACAGCACAGCGGGGACCACGAGAACCUGAUGAACGUGCCUUCUGACAAGGAGAUGUUCAGCCGCUCAAUAACUAGCCUGGCCACAGAUGCACCUGCCAGCAGUGAACAGAACGGAAUACUCACCAAUGGGGACAUUCUUUCAGAAGACAGUACUCUGACCUGCAUGCAACAUUAUGAGGAAGUCCAGACCUCAGCUUCAGAUCUGCUGGACUCCCAGGACAGCUCAGGGAAGCCAAAAUGUCAUCAGAGCCGGGAACUGCCCAGAAUUCCUCCUGACAGCGCCGUGGACAUGAUGCUCAACGCGAGAGCCGUGGAUGGGGACCAGGGCCUGGGGACGGAAGGGCCGUACGAAGUACUCAAGGAUAGUUCCUCCCAAGAAAAUAUGGUGGAGGACUGCUUGUAUGAAACUGUGAAAGAAAUUAAGGAGGUGGCGGCAGCUGUGAACCCAGGGAAAGGCCAUGGCAGCAGGUCAAAGUCAACUUCCGCUUUGAAAGAGCUUCCGGGGCCUCAAGCCCCCCAAGCAGACUUUGCUGAGUAUGCCUCGGUGGACAGAAACAAAAAAUGUCGACAGAGUGUUAAUGCAGAGACUGUUCUUGGAAAUUCAUGCGAUCUGGAAGAGGAAGCCCCACCACCUGUCCCCGUUAAACUUCUGGAUGAGAAUGAAAACCUUCAGGAGAAGAGAGAGAGCAAGACAGGAGACGAAGGAGCCACAGAGGGGACCAGUGAAACCAACAAGAGAUUUAGUUCAUUGUCGUACAAGUCCCGGGAAGAGGACCCAACUCUCACAGAAGAGGAGAUCUCAGCCAUGUAUUCAUCAGUAAAUAAACCUGGGCAGUCAGGGAAUAAAUCGGGACAGUCUCUUAAAGCUCCAGAGUCCACCUACACCUCCAUCCAAAGCGCCGCUCAGAGAUCCCCCUCUUCCUGUAACGAUCUCUACGCGACUGUUAAAGACUUCGAGAAAACGCCAAACAGCGGUAGCAUGCUUCCAGCAGCAGUGAGACCCAGUGAGGAACCCGAGCCCGAUUAUGAAGCAAUACAGGCUCUAAACAGAGAGGAAGAAAAGGCCACCCCAGAGACCAAUGGCCACCGCGGCCUUCUCCCGAAGGAGAAUGACUAUGAGAGCAUUGGGGAUUUGCAGCAGUGCAGAGACAUCACCAGGCUCUAGCAGCCCCGAAGACAACCAACCCCAGAUGCCGUGUGCUCAGCCGCCUGGAGGGCUCAGCCGCCUGGGGGGCACUCCUGCGGGAAACAAGAAGCUCUGUCAACCCACACUCUGUAUGCUGCUCCGGUAACCUGAAGACGACUGAAAGCGUGGAGACUGUUUAGCAGGGUCGGAAACAGUGAGGUACGUACAGAGUGCACCCGAGUGCGUCCCUGCCUGCAGGGGGCACUCGCACGCCCAAGCACAUCUCUUUCAUGCACCCUCGCCCUCUGGAAAGGUCCCAGCUGUCGGUGGUUUCAUCCUAUUCGUGAGGAAAGCCAAGAUGAAAGGAAGAACUGCGUUCAUCAAGAACCACGACCCCGCCUGCCUAAAAUACUGCCAUUCAGAAGAGCCAGGUUUUUCUUCCUUUCUUUUUUUUUUUUCCUGUCUGCCCCUAAUAUUUCUUCCCCGUGAAAUCUUCCGAUUUCUAAUGGUUCAUUCCGAGAAAAUUCUCCCCCGAGGCUUGGCCCUUGCCUUCCACUUAGGGAUUUUAAGAUGGUAAGAAACUGUGGUUGCUGGUUCCUGUCAGCUCACAGGCCUCUUCCAAGAGCCGCACCUGGAAAAACGACCACUACAGGUGGACAGGACCGGGGCUGCCUCUUAGGUUUAGGUCUUCAUUCCUUCUGAUUUAGGCACUCCACAUUGGCAGCCUCUCCCAAAGUACUUGAAGUCAUUUUUAGAUGCUUUAUUUUAUUUUUCUAGUCAAAGCGUGCCCCCCCAGUAUUUGAAACUCUUCAGAGCCUUUUCAGUAUUUUCAAUGAACAUUGUGGUACUUCUAUACUUGUUUUAGCCCAGAGCUCAUUUCUCUGAAACAGAGAGCCUUAAUCUCCAUGUUGGGACACACCACAUAUUUGGACGGCAGCCAUGGCAUCCGUCUCUGAAGGGCUGCGGACUUGAAUGUGUAUUUCUGAUGCUCUCUGCUGCCACACUAACAGUGUGAGAUUUCAUAAGUUAACUGCUACCCUAAGGUAAUCUAUCUAAAAUUAAAAUGUAAACAUUUAUUUUUGUUAUAUAAAUUUAUAAGAUGUUUUAUGUUUAAUGCCUAAUUUCUAGAAAGUGCCAGAAAAAAAUGUAUAUUAACUAUUUUGAUUUUGUGUACAAUGAUUUAUACUCUCAUUUUGAAAAGACACCAUAAAGCACAUAAGCUAGGUAACUACACAUAGCUGUUAUCUUUUUUCUAAUCAAGUGUUUAAAAUACUGAAGGUUUUUUCAAGACUUAACUUUUCAAAUGGUACUUGGAGCUCCUGGUCAAAGUCAUCUGGCUCACUAGAGAAAUCAGCAGAAUAAACACAAAGGAUCGUUUUCAGUGAGUUCAGUGGGCAAUACUGAAAUAUUUGAAAUGGUCAAAAACAAUGGAAAGAACGAAAUAUGACUAGGGAUGUCUGCAUUAUUAACCUCAUGAAGGUAUUUAUAAUUCCAUUAAGAUUCAGUUACGUGUUUAAGAAAACAGUGAUGGUUUGUGCAAGCCAGUCCUUGCAAAUGCAAAUUGCCUAUUGGGGCUUUUUUCCCCUUCAUUUUACAAAAAUCAGUGGCUGAAAUAACUCUGAUUAAGAGCUCAGCCUGGUUUGAAUUUAAUCAUCUCUUUAGACUUUAUAAGGCCAACAUUGGGCAACUUGUUCACUUUUCAUUUUAAAAGGAACCUGCUAUUAUACAGUGUGGCUACAGAAAGGGACCUUUUCCUACACUGACAAAGGGGGAAAAAAGAGGCAGUUAUUCAAUGCUGCUGCGACAUGUCUGGCUUUUCAGGUUGAAUACUCUUGCUGUUUUCACUCAUUAUGACAAAGGAUGCCGUUCGGAGGAUGAGGCAUCUUGCAAACGGUAGGGACCAGCUCACAGGCGUGUUUUUUUUUCCCAUCCCUUGCAUUCAUGGCUUGAUUUUGUGACUGCUCUGUGAUACAUUUCUGAAAAUUGUGAAGUGAGCUUUGUUGGGGUAAACCGGUCGGUUGUCAUUAUGUUUCGGUCAUCCUGGUCUUUCCCAUGAAGACCUCUCGAGCCUAAGCACAAUCAUCAUUGACUAGAAGAUAAGGGCAGAAAUACCCUUGGAUUGGGGGGAAGGUUCAUCAGGAAGGUGCCGCAAGUGGGCCUUGUUCUCUGAAUUCGUAUCUUUCAUGAGCACUGUUUUGCCUGGUGAUUUUCAUUGCUUACUUGGUAUUAAUGAGUUUGACCCCACAAUCUCUACAUCCUGGGGUUCCUUUAGCACUUGGUGACGGCCUUGUCACAUCGCAUACCUAGUAUUGUGCAUGCUGCAGUGAUGUCCUUUAUGAGCGCUUGACCACUCCAAAGUUUUACUGUAUUUCAUAAUGUCUUUACUUAUUGCCAGGGAGGUGAGAAUGACCUCUAAAGUGUAAAAUCAUUUCCAGAGAGGAAAGUUCUUUAUAAAUAGUCCUAUCAUCUUGAAAUUUCAUUAUCAGAAUUUCCCCCAGAAGCUCUGAAAUAAAGGCUAUGCAAUAUAGCCAUAAAAUAUGCACUGAACUCUCUCUUGACUUGAGAAUCUGUGCUAAGAAUAAGUUGUGAUUUAAAGUAUUAUAAGUGUAUUUUAAAAGAAACUAGAAGGCCCUCCGGCAUAAAUGCUAAAAGAAGUAAUAGCACAAUCCAUGAGGGGUGGGGGGCAGGGAGAAGUGGAGUAAACUUUGGGAGCAGGCUUGCUGUUUAGACCAUUGGGUACCUCACUGAACUACAGUAUUGAUGUAUCCUCAUGGUUUUGACCUUAAAGUACAGUAUUUCAUAAAUUUUGUCACUUUUACUUUAUUCAUUGAAAAUCUGUGCUAGUGUUUGAGUUGGACAAAAGCCUAUGGCUUCUUUAAAAAAGUUUCAUGUUCCGCUAAAUGUUACAGUUUAAAUCUGUGAAAGGUAGUUAUAAAAAGUUUUUACAGUAUUUUUAAAAUUCAACUUUGACAUCCAUAUUAUGCAUUGUUAUAACUUACGUUAUGUGAAAUUACACAAAUAAACUAAGUUUUAGGAAGUGUUUUUUGUCCUGUAAGUCAGAAUUGUAAACUCAUCUUGCCUAAAGGCAGGAUCUUUGUUUUUAGUCAGAUAUUUUGAAAGUUUAGAAGAAUUUUUAUGCUGUUUUUACUAUUUCUCAAAUGCAGUCAGCAGGAAAGUAUGACCUAUUUUACGUGAAAUGUUUAAGGAAAUUUUAAAUUCUAGAAGAAAGUAAUUUUUGCAAAUAUGUGGGCCACAUACAUUUUCUUUCCUGUCCACUAAAUUACGUCAUUAGGUUUAUUAAAGCUUUUGAAGGUACUGCUGUCUUUUGUGGAAGAAGGCUAAUUACUGAUGUAUCUGCCCUCAAAAUCCAAGAGUUAAUUCUAAUUAAGUGCUAACAAGAGGUAGCCACCACAAAGAACUAAAAUUUAACCUCAGGCUGUCACUGUAUCUAUUUCUCAUAUUUGACUUCCAUUCUCUUAGAGCAUUUAUUUACUUUAACCAGUAACACACUGUGUGUAUACAUGUACAUAUACUAUACAUACAUACCUAUACAUAUUUACACACACACACACACACACACACACACACAUAUAUAUAUAAAGAUGUCUUUGGAAUGUCUCCCCUACUAGUGUGAUGACUAUUGUCAUAAAAGCAAAAUAGAAAAAAGCUACCCAAUAGUUUUCACUCAGUAAUUACAAGAAAGCCUUCCUAGGUUACCCUCAUAACAUUUUUCUUAUUAAUAAAUUCAGGUUUUAAGUUGUGUCCAUAAUUCUCUUCGUUGAAACCCAAUGGUGUUUUAAAAUAGUUUUGUCUUGGUUUUUUUUUUUUUUAAUGUGUGUGGCUCAUUGCAUAUUCAGCAUGACAGGAGGAAAUGUAAAUAGGCGUCCUUCUCAGUGUUCUCAGUGUUGAGAAGAGAUUCGGCCGAAAGCAACAAGAGCCAUGUGAGCCAGGACAGAGCCACAGGGAGGUGACCCCCACCCCCCCACACACACCUGGUAGCAGAAGCAGAGGCCCGUUAUCACAUGGCUGCAUUUUAUUUCAUUUUCCUUAGAAGGCCGUGUGAGUUUACCGCAGAACCAGCGAGCGGUGAUGUAGCAUGACAUGCAGAAAACCGCUCUGAGAUGUUCUGAGAGGCAGCUCUCAUCCCAGAGCUUCAGUUCAAGACUGAGUUAGGAUUUUGUAAAUGAGUAAAUGACAUUUUUUUUUCCAGUGCUCCUUGUACUAGUUAAUACUGAAUCCGUGUGAUCUAGUGAUGCCAUUCUUCCAAAAGUGUCGGCGUCUGGUACCCGGCCAGCUUCGUGGUGGCCCUGGAAGCACAGCUGUACUGACGGCUCUUUCCUGGAAAUCCUGACAGGCUUACUGUCCUGUGUAACCGGGAGAAGCUUGAGUGUAUCGUUUGGUGUAAGUGACUGAUGUGAAAAAUAGGAACGUGUGUCUAUAAUCUCAGAUACGCCUUCUUUUUGCAGUGAAAUCUAUACGCCUCGUCCUGUAGUAGUGCUCUGUGUGCUGUACCUUUUCGUAAACACGGUAUUCUUGACAGUGGCAUUGGACAAGUUCAACGCACCUAGAAAGCGUUUGACGUAAAGAGACCAGUCCAGAAACCGUGAUAGACUAGUCUUCAUCUGGAAUUAUGAAAGUAAAUUUUAAAAACCGUGGUCCAGAAGAGAACAAAUAUUCAUAAGUGGGUUUUUUUCCUAUCGCUCAUUUUUAGGUCUGUUUACGUCCAGUCUCUGACAUUUAUAAAGUAGUCAUUGUUUUUCCAGGUUCUUCUUUAUUUCAGUUUUUCUUAAUGCCAGAUGAAAUGAGAAAUGUUGUAACUUUUAUUAAAAAGGAAACUCUUUUAAGCAUUCCAUUUGGUAUCGUUUAUCUUAAUGCAGUCAAAUUAGAUUUUUCUUUGCUCACCACUUAUAUACCGUGGGUAUUUUUUAAAAAUAUAUUAUGCUCUGGUUGUCUUAGAUCACCUUCUGUAAUGGAUGAUAAAGGCUGGUAAUGGUCAUUCCUCAAACUUCUGUGUAUGAAAUUGGCAACGGUUUCAUUGUUGUUACCUUUUAAAUAUCCUGUUUUAUUAAUGCACCUCAAGUUUUCAGGGGAAGUUUGAAAGCUAAACAAAUAGGAAUUUGCAUUUCACUGUCCAUGCAUUUUUUCCUCAUAAAAAUAGUUUCUCAGAAGAAAGCGACAUACUGUCCCAUAGGUGGUCCUGAUCAGUUUCAAAGUGCUCCUCUGACUCAAAAAUAAUUCAUGACAAUGGCGUUUUGACUCAUUGUCUCAAAAGGUCUUUAUAAUGGUCAAAUUGUCUAAUUCACAAGAGAGUGGAAAAAGUUGUUUCUGAUACUGGGCAUUUUUAAACCUUGUUUUAAGUCUGAAAAUACCUCACUGGCUUUAACAUCUUCUAAUUUUUCCCCUCCACUACUCUAGUCUUUUUAAGGAGCAAGUCUAAAGAACGGGGACACAAAGCCACUAUUUCUUCCGAUCUUACCUCGGCUCCUUCCGCACAGGUGACCUUCUGUCACUUUGCACAGCACCACACCUGUUCCCCCUCCCCACCCUGGCUGCUCUCUGCUAUUCAUAGGCCAUUCCAACACAUCUUUUGCAAAAUGGACACACUCCUCAGAUCACGGAUCCUGCCUGCCAGCAUGGAACCAUUCCCUGCCACUGUCCGGUGGGCGGACAGCUCUGCCCGACUCACAUGUUCCUAUGUCCCAGGCUGCCGAGAUAAGAUCAUGGGUCCACCUGGGGAAGCAGAUGCUGGGUGGUACGGUCAUGAGCUUUGCUAAACCAUGUUCAUACCUGCCCACAUUUUUCAUGAGAAUGGUUGGCACUACAGGGCCGUGGAAAAGAACUUUAAAAAAUUCUCCAGAAUCAGAGUCACAACUGCAGAAAAAUCAGCACCGUGCUCUAACUGGGUAAGCUCACUGUCCCUCAUAAGGCUUUAGACUGCCUGUGUCUCCUAAGUUCCAGUGGAGUUAAAUCCUUGGAAUAACAGACCAAUAACUUGACCAUAAAGUAGGAGGAUGCUGAGCCUUUCAAGGAAAAAUACCCCUUUCUUAUAAGACUUAAUCACUUAUAAAGUAAGCUGAGUGUAAUAUUCUUUAGCCAUAUAGCCAUUUACUCCCUCCCUCGGGAGACAGUGCUUAUGGAUUCUGGUAGUUAUAAGUAGUUUGGUCUGCUUUGCCAGGCUUCAAGGACACAAGAAUGGUCAAGCAUCUCACCGGGGAGCUACCAGAUAUUGAGAAUAACUUGGCCAUUUGUAGACAAACUGAUGUUUGAAGUGAGAAACCAGAUCCCUUUUAAGCACUCACUUUCCACACAGCUAAGGAUCCAGGAUGUGUUUGGGGUUUUUUUGUUUUUUUUUUUAACUUCACUCUAAGUUGUCAUAGUUAAUUAUUUGGAUGGGUAUUCCAGAGUGUAAUUUCCACCACCGCCCCCCGCCAAGUUAAAAGAACGGAUAUUCUCUUACACAUUUAAUUUUUAAAAGUUCACCUAGUAUACCAGUUAGGCACCCAUGCUAGGACGGUUAAGACUAAAAGGGAGACCAGUCUUAGCCCCUGGAGCCUCAGGGGCUGUCUUAUACCUCAGAACUGUCUUAUUACAAUAUCUGGUUUUGUUUUGUUUUUUAACUCAGCAGUUGGAAAUCAUGAGUUUAAAGCAAACUUUCUUUUUCCCUUUUUAAGCAGAAGAAGGAGAAAAAAACUUUUAACUUGAACUUCCCAUUUAGGUAGUCAAGGCUUCCCUGAAAGACAGCAGUCAGUUCCUUCCCCAGGUAAAGAGGCGAGAACCAAAAGCCCAAGUCUAUCUCUGAAGAUUCCUUUUUAGGUACUUUUAAUGUAAAACCCACACAUGAAUCUGACAUGAUGUUUCUGACCUGUCCCGUAAGCCUGCUUGCCUUUUUUUUUUUUUUUUUUUUUUUUUUGCAUUUAUUUUUUGAUGAUAGGCUUUCUUGUUUUUCCUGGAGCCACACUAAGACCAUUCCGACAGGCUCCUCCGUGGCUGACUACUGGUGUCCUGGACGUGUGGCUGCACCAUUAGCAGGGCUUGCCUCUUAGGGAAAAGCAUGUGCAAAGUGUCAGACAAGCUGAAUUUUAUGUUCAAGUCAACAAGCAUUUAUGCCUCAGGUUUUGACAUUUAAAAAAUAUUUUUCUGAGGAGCAACUACAUAUUUGAUACGGGGGGCCUGGCGAGCAGGAAUAAAAUCUGAACUAAGCGACGUGGGCAAGACUUCCCACUCCUCACGUCUCAGUUUGUGUCUCUGGAAAACAGAUUAUCCCAGCUCCCUGUCUACCACCCUGAGUAGCCUAAGGAGCAAACCAUAGUGUGUAGAAAUGAGAAGGAUGACCUCAAAGAUUUCGAUCAUUUUUAGGCAUUUUCUUCUUUGUAAACUCAGGAAUAAGCCUGGUUUAUGGAUAGCAUAAUAUGGCUACCAAAGCUACAGUUUUAGGCAACCAGAUACAUCCUUUCACAUGUGUUUCAUUUAAAAACCUAACUUGGUUGUAAAACUGGGAAAAGAAACUCCUCAUAAUAAUAAUUUUUAAAAGCCAACAAAAAGACUUCAGUAAAAGAGUGUGGUAUCAGUCUGUCAUCUGCCCCAGAGUGCUUGUUUCUUACCUAUAGUAUUUCAACAAUUUUUAUGGGAGAAAAAAAUGCACACUUCUUGGAAAAGUGAAUUGAGGUUUUGAAUUAAAUUCUAAGAGACGACAAUUUAAAGAGAAACAUUGGAUUCAGAGAUGAGCUCACAGCUCUGUGAUCCCUGUUUCAGCAUUGACUUUACUGUGUGACCUUGAACAAAUUAACUACUCUGUGCCUCAGUUUCUCCAUGUGCAAAAUGGGGAUAAUGAUACCAACCAUUGCCUACCUCAUGGGGAUGUUAUGGGGACAAAUGAGAUAAUAUAAAUACAAAUGCUUUGAUCUCUGGAAGAAAGGUGCUAUAUAAAUUACAGUUAUAUUGUUUUUAAUGAUCCAAUUGUUAUGUUUAGAGUUUAAAUAAUAGCAAUACUAUUAGUCAUGUUAAGAAUAAGUUUCAACUCAGUGCAUAAUUACAAUUCUCUUCUGUGGCCAAAUCUUGAUCAUUCAUCCAGUAAUGGUACCUAAGGAACUGAAAUGGGUAUUUGAUUUCUGUGUGUUUCUGCCUGUAGUGUUUCUAUUCUGAAUGUUCCCAAAAGGCUGGAGUUUAACUUGUAAUACCUUAUAGUUUACAUGUAAUGAACCUUAUUCAAGCUGUGUAUAAAAGUAUAAUUACAUGUAAAUAGCAGGUACAUUGUAAUUAAAGGCACUUAUCAAAUUGUCUUUGUUCUUUUUAAAUUGCAAUAAAAGUCAGUUUUAUAUAAAA